GUAUAAACAAAGCGAGGUGGUAUUCUUGAGAUGAGCACGGAAUGUUCAAUGAUUGGAAUGACUUGAGAUCGAUUCAAGAAUUGAAAAGGCCAGCACAGGAUCAACCAAGAACAUGCGCUCACAGGCUUUGAAGACAUUGAGUCCCUCUCUCGGCACCUUCACUGUUGGACUAAGCAGAGGAGCAUCGCUCAAGAUUACUCGACCGCAAGCAUUCCUACCACUGACCACCAUCUCACCACCAUCUCAUCGCAAAAUGUCAACUACCAAAGACUGGAAUGCUACUCAAUACCUCAAAUUUGACCGUGAACGAACCCGCCCAUCACGAGAUCUCCUGGCCCAAGUCCCGCCACUUCCCACCACCCCAGGCAGACCAGCACACAUCGUCGAUCUGGGCUGUGGCCCAGGAAACUCCACCGCCGUCAUAGUAGAACAAUAUCCUGACGCCAAAAUCACUGGAAUGGACUCCUCUCCCGAUAUGAUCGCCAAAGCCAAACUCGCCCUGCCCGCCCAUGAAUUCAUUCUCAGUGAUCUUCAAACCUACCAGCCACCACCCUCACAACCAAUCGAUCUCUUCUUCUCCAACGCCGUCUUUCAAUGGCUUCCGCACUCAGACCGUUUCCCCAUCAUCACACGCCUUCUUCAAACCCAAUCUCCCGGCGGAGUAUUCGCGUUCCAAGUCCCCGACAACUUCACCGAACCAUCUCACGCCGUGAUGCGCGAAAUCGCCGCUCAAGGCCCAUGGGCGGCAAAAUUGGAAGCACUUCGUCCAGCGCUAGAUAAGCUUCAAUCCCCACAGGAAAUCUACGAUGAGUUAGCUCCAAUGUGUUCGAGUGUGGAUAUUUGGCAUACGUAUUAUCAGCAUGUGCUGGAAAGUCAUGAGGCGAUCGUCGAGUGGGUGAAGGGAACGGGGUUAAGACCGUUUAUUGAUCCUCUUGAUGAAGGGCAGAGAGAAGAGUUUUUGAAGAGGUAUUUGGAGAAGUUGAGGGGGUUGUAUCCUGUGAGUACUGAUGGGAGGGUUUUGUUGAGAUAUCCGAGAUUAUUUGUUGUGGCGGUGAGGAAGUAGAUGGGUAGAUAUCUAGGGAGGAGUGCGUCUAUAGGGCUUUGAAGACAUUUAUGCUAGCUAGUCGAUGGUAGAGUUCUACGUAUAUCACCCUUACUGUCUUG
Exophiala mesophila is the source of this 1164-nucleotide messenger RNA. RefSeq lists its product as uncharacterized. The record is from RefSeq and is a predicted model, not a curated record. Gene Ontology annotation, molecular function: trans-aconitate 2-methyltransferase activity. The transcript has a single exon. NCBI's taxonomy places the organism in Eukaryota, Fungi, Ascomycota, Eurotiomycetes, Chaetothyriales, Herpotrichiellaceae. The coding region runs from base 113 to 1063 and encodes 316 amino acids.